This is a messenger RNA of Symbiodinium sp. CCMP2456, 522 nucleotides long. NCBI's taxonomy places the organism in Eukaryota, Dinophyceae, Suessiales, Symbiodiniaceae. The record is from the annotation of a GenBank genome assembly.
GUGACCCCGGAGAACUGGUCGGGAAACGAUGGCUUUGAGGUUGACUGGGAGGUCUCCAUGGAGGCCUGUGCAGAGCUUCGGCCUCUGACGCUUCAGGGCCGAGGACACGUUACUCGCCGCUACGUUGGAGCUGGAGCGCAGGAAAGAUUCUGGGAGAUGGACUAUGAGUGGCUGGUUCUGGACCGCCGCAUUGGCCUAGAUCGGCAGCUGUGGGAUAUGAUCAAAGCCGAUGCAUCGUUUGAAGCACCAGACGCUCGAUGGGAGGAUGGUGACUUGCACUGUGGAGUGCGCGGCGUCGCCGACUUCCGACCGGCCGUCGAUCCGAGCUUCCUCGAACUCUCGGACUUGGUCGUCGUCUUGUGUCCGGCUCCAGGGUGUCUGCCGCCGGAGAGCUCGAGGCUGACCUGCUGGGCGGUGAACCUUUUCGCGCCCUGCGCGUGGAUGCUCUCCAAAGGCUCCAGCUGGCUGGAGCAACUGGAUCAUCAGGCCGCAUUUCGACAUGAGAGCGCAGCAGCUGCCCUG